AUACAUGAUUUAGCAAUUUUUAUGGGAUACACUUGCAACCGGAAUAGAAGUCGAUGAGAUAAGAGGAUUUGUUCUGGACAAAAAGAUGAAAAGCAGCGCUAAAGUGUUUACUUUUUCAGUAAUUUUAAUUUAAGCUAAAUGGAGCACUUCAAACACAAUCUCAUUCGGUACACCCGACAAGGUCCAAGAAUCAUUAAUCAAGCGAAUGAUAGCCAAAAGUUUGGGACCACAAAUUCCCAAUUAAAAUGCAAUGAGCGUACUUAGAAAUAUUCUCCAGACUCAGAAUGAAAUCACGUUCAAGGCCAGUCUAUAUCCAACCGAUUCCAUCAUCAAAGAUCGACGGAGAAUAAGAAGUCAUUAGAAUGCAAAGGAAAUUUUUGUCUUGGCUUGACAAAAACUAUCGCAGUAAAAAUAGAAAACGAAACUAAUGCCGAAAGAUAUGAGCAAAACAGAAAUGGCCAUAAAUCCGAUCAGAGCCCAGAAGUGCGACAUCAUAAAUAAGUCAUGAGUGCGAAUUUUGGCCGACUGGCGGAGGACUAUAUAAGACCGGCGACAGGUGGAGAACGGCAUCAAAUCACAAAUUGCAAUCGCUACAGAAGCAUCUCAAGUCCUUUAGGAAAAACCAAAACAAGCAAAAUGUUCAAGCUGCUGGUUGUCGUCUUCGCUGCUCUCUUCGCCGUCGCUCUGGCUGUUCCCGCUCCAGUCCCCCGUGCCAAUCCCGCUCCAAUUCCGAUUGCCAGCCCCGAGCCCGCCCCCCAGUUCUACUACGGAGCCAGCCCAUACGCCUACUCCGGCGGAUACUACGCUUCCCCAUACUCCUACUACGGCUAAGUGCUAAGGACAAGUAUAACCAACCAACGACUCGUGAUAAUGCAUUCGAAAACGGAUUACGGACUAUGCGCGUGCUGGCAAUUCAAAUUAGUCAUAAGUGCUUGAAAAAUCGCAAAAAAAAAAUUACAAAAGUUGAGCAAAUAAAAUAUUGAAAAGCAAA
Messenger RNA from Drosophila ficusphila, 991 nucleotides. RefSeq names its product neuropeptide-like 4 (gene Nplp4). The transcript is spliced from 3 exons. Bases 505 to 831 code for a protein of 108 amino acids. The record is from RefSeq and is a predicted model, not a curated record. NCBI's taxonomy places the organism in Eukaryota, Metazoa, Arthropoda, Insecta, Diptera, Drosophilidae.